Messenger RNA from Mya arenaria, 6064 nucleotides. RefSeq names its product endoplasmic reticulum membrane sensor NFE2L1-like. Gene Ontology annotation, molecular function: RNA polymerase II cis-regulatory region sequence-specific DNA binding; DNA-binding transcription factor activity, RNA polymerase II-specific. NCBI's taxonomy places the organism in Eukaryota, Metazoa, Mollusca, Bivalvia, Myida, Myidae. Gene Ontology annotation, cellular component: nucleus. Gene Ontology annotation, biological process: regulation of transcription by RNA polymerase II. The coding region runs from base 287 to 3004 and encodes 905 amino acids. The transcript has 10 exons. The record is from RefSeq and is a predicted model, not a curated record.
UCAAAUUCAAUAACGCUGAAUCACAUUGGAGACAGACGGAAAUCGCAUGCCGGGGAAAUAAUAGACAAUUCUGCUUUGUUCCUUCAGGAUUUCGUGAACGUUUUAAGUGUGUUAUAGAUACAUAAUAAAACGAUGUUGUAGCCGUUCUUAUAAAGCCCCACAGGGCUGUUAUUGCUUAUUUUUUGAAGUUGUUGUAAAGCUGGGACUCUCUUUGUGAGUUAUUUUUAGACUAUUCGUAAUCCAAGGGAAGUAAUUUCCGGUUAAUAUUGAAACCGAAAGUAGAGCCAUGCUGAAACAAUAUUUCACCGACGGUCUCAUCCAAAUAGCGAUUGUUCUAAGUCUCUUGAGGACUGACUUAAACAAUUAUUUGAAUGUUAAUUAUGUGAACUACCCGGAAGUUCAAGAAAUAUUACAAGGACAGACCGCUGCCUACACACAAACAAGUUUUCAUCUUUUACAAGAUGCCCAUCUGGGCUCUCCAGAAAUUUACAGGAAAGAUAUCGAUGCUAAUAACAUUUUUGGGACUUCAUUUUACAGAGACAUUAGAUCUUUUCGUCCCAAUCCACACCAACUUAAUGAAAUAAACAUUCCCACGUUUUUGUUGGUCUCGGAAAAUGCUAAUUUUGUUGCCCAUGAGGCAGAGCCACAAAAUGAUGAACAUGAUGAUGAAAACAACAACAGUCUGCCACCAGAGUCUCAGACUCAGACCAUAGAUGAAUUACAGGAAGAAGGAGUAAAUUUGCUUUCAGUGUUAGAGGAGAAUAUAAAUAGUCUUACACCAUUACUCCAAACCUUACAAGGAACGGACCCUACCAGAGAGGAUCUGGAUCUGAUAGAGGUGCUAUGGCGACAGGACAUUGAUCUUGGAAUCGGUAAAGAGGUCUUUGACCCUAAUCUGCGUCGAGAACUUGAGCGGGACAGAGAGAUUGAACUGCAGAAAGACAGGCAGAAGCAAAAAGAUGAGGACUUGCUGCAAAAGAAGCUUGAAGAGCAGCGACAUAAUGAGCAACAACAAUGGCUCCAUGACAACUUCACCCAGGAUGGGGAGACAGGAGAGUGGGUGCCCCUGUCGGGUUCUCGGGUGGCUCCCCCUUCCUCACAGGCGGAACUCACAGUUCUACCCCAAGAACAGUUUGUAUCGAGUUUUGAUACAAUUCCUCCGAUGAUGGGGGAUGGGAUGGCCCAGGAGCCACAGAGGAACUACAGCGUCAUGCCCAGCCACCCCCCUCCAAGCUACGCCACCCAGCAACAGGGCAUGUACAAUGGCACGAUGGCCCCUCCUGCCUACAACCAAUCGAUGGGCUCCGGGCCCCACAGUGGCCCUGUGGGGCGGUUCCCCCAGCAGUCGGUGGCCCCUCAGCGCCCCUGCCCCCAGGUGAUGCAGCCUUACACUGGCGCCCAACCAUCAGUUCACCCAGCUUAUAAUGCUACGGGCUCAUACAGCAACCACCAACAUAAUUACACACACCCACAGAACAUAUCACAGCAACAUCUUGUUCAGCACCAGCAUCAUCAACUGCAGCAACAGCAGCAGCAGCGACAACAGCAGCAGCAGGUAGCGGCAGUACAGGGAGGUAGACAGAACAAUCUCGAAGCGACAUGGCAGGACCUGGUCACUCUACUGGACCUUCCACAGAACAACCGGUCAAUGGUCGGUCAAGAUGAGAUGGCCAAUAUGACCAUGCCCGGUCACCCCCACUCUGGAGUCAUGCCUGUCAACACCAGCUCUAUGCUCAUACAGAAUGCUUCAAUGCCAACCCCUGCACCCAUGAACGGCAAUAUCACAUUUAACAACUCCGGAAGGGUGUCUGGAUGUCACCGAUCCCCUCCCCACAGUUCUGGCAUGUUGUCACCAUGCAGCAGCGAGGGCUUUAAUUCGAGCAUGCCUGGGAGUGGCUGCAUGGCACCCCUGGAGAUUGACACCCCUGGCGACUCCUUCUUCCCCAACAUUUCCUCUGUGCUCAGCUCUGAUAACCCAGGGGGGCUCGAUAAUGUUGAUGAUUACCUCCCUGACCUUAUGGAAGAUGAGGAACUGGAGGAUAUCAACUUCUCAGAGAUGGGGCUUGAUGAUGGAGCUAUGACACCUAAGCCAUCUGGCAGCAGGGGGGAUGUUGACAGCAGCGACUCUGCAGUGUCGAUGGGAAGUGCUGGCUCUCCUGAUCAGAAUGACUUCAGUGAUGGCGCCAUUUCUCCAUUUGACGGUCUGGAAGGUGCUACAGGAGGUCAUGAUUCCAGCUCAACUUUUCCCAAAACUUCAAAAUACGACCCUGAUGACUACAAGUACGGGAACUCGUGCAGCUACAGCAGCGGUGGUGACAGUAACUGCUCGUCUAACUUUAGCUCAGCGUCCAAUGAUACGGGCCGUGGCGGUCACUUUGGCCAAAGUAAUGGGCAUAGUGGCUACCAUCAGUCCAACAACGGUCACAUCAAUCAUAAUCAUUCAUACCCUCUUAAACCAGGCCAGGAGCCUAAAGACUAUUCUAAGAAAGGCUUGAUGAAGGAAGGUAAGCAUAAAGGACCACAGUCAAAGGACAAUAAGCGAGUGGCUGAGCUCAGUAUUCCUUACACUGUGGAUGAAAUUGUGAACACGCCGGUAGAGGAGUUUAACGAAAUGAUGACAAGGCACAAGUUCAAUGACCAACAGCUUCAACUGAUAAGGGACAUUCGAAGGAGGGGUAAAAACAAGGUGGCGGCGCAAAAUUGCCGUAAAAGGAAGAUAGGGGUGCUCGAGCAUUUAGAGGAUGAAAUGACGACGCUGGAAAAAAUGAGAGACAAAUUGCAGCGAGAGAGGCAGUUUAUGGACAAACAAACGAGGGAAAUGAAAGAAAAGUUGGGACUUAUGUACUCUGAAAUAUUUCAUUCACUUCGAGAUGAGCAUGGAAACCCCUACGACCCUUCACGAUUCUCCCUCCAACAGUCCAGUGAUGGAGACGUGUUUUUAGUGCCCAGAAACUAUACAUCAGAGGAAGACCCAAACAAACGGAAACGAAGUGAACAAAAAUGAUCCAUGAAGAAACAUCAGGCAUUUAGUGAUAAAAACUGUGAUCUGGGUUGAGUGCUAAUCCUAAAUUCAUUUCGGAACAAAAUGUACACUACUCUCAUAUUUUUUGUACGAAUACAAGUUUUUGGUUACAAUCAAAGUACAUUAGUUUGUCAUGACAUUGUAAAAUAGCUUAUCAAUGUAUUCUCUGCUAACUAUUAAUGCUAGCCUAUGAACAUGUAUAUCAUUGAUUAUUCAUCUAUUAUGAGAAAAAAGUAGUUUUUAGCUGUUUUGUCUGAAAAGGAAUAGAAAUGCUAGAAAAGGCAGAAGUGCUAAGCAUAUCUGUAAGUGCUAUUUUAGUGAAAGGAUUGCAUAGAAUGCUGUUCUGAUUUGAUUUUUCAGUAUGUUACAGACCAUUUGAGAAUACAAUAUUCUGUUAUUUUUCUCUGGUUGUAUUUAUUUGAGCCCUGUUUGUAACAAGAGAUAGAUGUGAACAAUCUCACCAUUCUACAUGUAUACUAGUGGAAUGAAGAAACCAUGCACAGUAAAAUUUACCAGUUCUUAAAUAACCAAGAAGCAGCAAUUUUUAAAAAUUCUUCUGUCUGAAUUAUAAAAUACUUUUAGGAAGUUCCUCCCUGUAGCACAGUAAUAACUUGAGGUAUAGGUACUGAAAUCACUGAAAGCCUUGGCAUUAUUUAAGACAAUUCUUGUACUAUGCAUAGUUUCUUUUUCCCUUAGUAGUUUUUUUUACUCUUCUACAUAUCAAAAGGUGAUGAUUAUUCAUAAAAAAACAGAGGGAGGCUUGAAGCAUAUGUAUGAUUCUUAUUGUGUUUUUUUUGUGUUUUCAUGUUAUCAUUUUUUUAUUUUCUUCAUUAACUGGUUCUAUUCUUGUUUGAGAUUGUGUACUGAAAACUUCCAUCCUCAUCAUAGUAAUUUAUUCUUUGUUUACUCGUAACUGCAAUUAAAACAGUUUUUAACAGAUUGACUAUUUACAAAUUUCAAACUGCAUCAAAUCAUUGUUUUCUUAUGUGAAGCGUGUAUGCCAUAAAAAAAUAUGCUUUCACAGUAUACAGUGAAGUAUACAGUGAUUCAUUUUGAAAUAUGCUUCGAGUACGUUCUUUGGGAGUCACAUUUUUCACAACAAUCAGUAAUCAAGCAUUACUUUGGGCACAUUUUACUAAAGAACAGUGCAUUGUUCGGUGCAUCAUCAUGUUGCACAUAUUUAGGAAUAAUCGAUCCUCAUGCAAGACUCUAAAAGCCCAGCAAGAUGAAUCGCUAUUAUUUUCUUGUUUUUAGUUAAGUGUGAAUUUAUUAUGGAAAAAUGUUAACAAAAGAUUGAUUAGACAUCUAAAUGUGGUUUAUGUCUGUUACACAUUGUUGCCGCUCAAUUUGUUUUUCUCUAUGAAAUCAUAGCUGUAGUUUGGAAUCUCAUUGUUAUCACUGUCAUCUGCUGGUUGCCAUGGUUAUCAUUGUCAAUAGAACGCUGUCCCGUCUCUCAUGUUGUGCUCACGCAAAAAAUUCAAACAUUCCAAUUUUGUCGUCACAGAUUUGUUAAGCCAUUUAUUCAUUGAAUACAGCUCUGUUCUGUGUUUUUGCCAAAUAGGUUUCUUUUCUUAAGUUUUAACUCACAAUUUUCCAUGCUUAAGUUGACAAGCAUGCUUAAGGAACAACAUUAUUUUCAUAACAAAUGACUAAUUUUCGUUCUCUCUGUAAGUUAAGUUAUAUCAUACAUUGGUCUUAUUUAAAAACAUGUAGUGUAUUGUAUGUUUAAAACUAUGUCAUAUUGUUUAAUGUACUUAUUUAGGCUGCAUUUGUUUUGAGCUUGUCCUGCAUUUUGCAGCAUUUCUUUUCAUGUGUUUGUGCAUAAUAUAUUUGACUGUUGAAUAUCUCAGCAAGUCCUUACACCCAUGACUCACAGAUCCCUCGGUAUUAAUGGCCGUAGGCAGGGAAAUAUUGAGUCAAAUUUGUGGUUUGUCGCUCUGACAAAUAUGAACUUAAUAGAGAAUGUAAACAUUUCUAGUGGUAAUCUUAAUUCAGACAGGGAUCGCCUUGAAUUACAAACUGUGAAAAUAGGUUUCCUCUUAUCAGCUGCAGCGAUCAUUUAAAAACACUUGCCACAUUGUGCAUUUAGGACAUGACUCAAUGUCUGGGAAGAUAAAAUGUACCGAUAAAUCAUGUUUAAACCCAUUUAAGUUACAUAAUAGUGAAAUCCAUACAAGGAAAAUUCCCCCAAUAUGCACAGGUAUCUUGUUUUAGAUUUUCCUAUUAAUUGCCCCCAUUCACAUCCUACCUACAACAUUUCUUCUUUUGUCUUUUUUUGGGUUAUCCAAAGUUUUGAGUUUCCACAAGAAUAUUCCCCAGGUAUAUCAUAUACGGUGCAAUAACAUUAAAUAAGAAAACUAAUGUUCUCAUAUCAGGAUUACCAUAAUUGUGCAAAAUCCGGUUUCAAGUUUCUUUGGAAAAAAUGACACAUUUUGAAUUAAUUAUCUCGGUUCAAGUAAUUUAAGAAAUAGAUGCAACUUGAAACAAACAAAAAAACAUACAGGGUAACAUGAAGAUCCUAACAAUCUUACUUACAUUAAGUACCAUAGCUGACAUGCAUUAUACUUUAUUAUAAAAUGUAGCUUUUUGUUAUUUUCUAUUUGUGCUAUAUUUUUUACUUCUUUCCUUGUAUGGUUGGUUUUGUGAACAUGUGUAUUACAAAACAUUGUUUUGCUUGAUAAGUGAAGUUGGAUGGAAGGUUGACCUCGGAUUUCUUAAAUUUGUUGUCUAUGGGUCAUUUAACAUCAUUUCUCUGAGGCUGAAUAACCACUAUUACAGAUGAAUGAAUAUUUUAGCAAAAAGCUAUUUCGCUAAAAAUCAAAUCCUUUUCAUCUUUAUCCAGAGUUUUGCUCUUGAUUGAAGUUUCAAGCAUUAUACUUUCUUUUUGCCUAAAUGGUGGAGUUGUCAUACCUUCAUUUAGAACAGCGGAAAUUGCAAUAUAUUUUGUUGAAAGUUAUAUGUAUAUGAUGCACAUUUGAUGAAUUUGUUGAUGUUUUGUUGAUAUGUGAUGAAAAUUAAUUAUGAAAUAAAUAUGAAACUGAA